UAGACUACGGUUGGGCGGCGGGCACGGCGGGCCGGUGGGUGGGGCCGGUGGGUCCUGGCCGAGAGCGCUAGUUGGGUACAUGGCAUCCAACCACUGCACAAAUUCAGAGCAAUGGAAGAAAAGAGCAGCAAAAAUUGAAUUGAAUGAAACCCAAAAACAAGAAAUUAAAGAGGCCUUUGAUUUAUUUGAUAUCGAUGGGUCUGGAACCAUAGAUGUGAAAGAAUUGAAGAUUGCAAUGCAGGCCUUAGGAUUUCUACCAAAGAAAGAAGAAAUUAAAAAAAUGAUAGCUGAAAUCGACAAAGAAGGAAUUGGCACCAUUAGUUUUGAAGAUUUUUUUGCCAUUAUGAGUGUAAAAAUGAGUGAAAAAGAUGAAAAAGAAGAAAUAUUGAAGACUUUCAAAUUAUUUGAUGAUGAUGAUACUGGAAGCAUAACACUAAACAAUAUCAAGAGGGUUGCUAAGGAACUAGGGGAAAAUUUAACAGAUGGUGAACUUCAGGAAAUGCUUGAUGAAGCUGAUCAUGAUGGGGAUGGAGAAAUAAAUGAGGAAGAAUUCUUGAGAAUGAUGAAAAAUACCACUCUUUAAUAAUACCGUUAUUUUGUUCCUUCUGGAAAGUUGUUAACAAAUUUGUGUUUGUUGCACAGUUCAAUAAUUUAAUACUGAAUGUAUUCAUUUUAAUUUUACUUUA
This is a messenger RNA of Lemur catta (Ring-tailed lemur), 686 nucleotides long. RefSeq names its product centrin-4-like. Gene Ontology annotation, molecular function: calcium ion binding. The record is from RefSeq and is a predicted model, not a curated record. The transcript has 5 exons. NCBI's taxonomy places the organism in Eukaryota, Metazoa, Chordata, Mammalia, Primates, Lemuridae. The coding region runs from base 80 to 583 and encodes 167 amino acids. Gene Ontology annotation, cellular component: centrosome; centriole. Gene Ontology annotation, biological process: mitotic cell cycle; nucleotide-excision repair; centriole replication.